AUGACUCUGCGCGGUGGAGAUGGUCUUAGAAGCUCACGAGAGAAACAAAUAGCCUGCUUCAAUUGUGGAAAACACGGUCAUCAAUCAUCCAAAUGCCGCAAGAAGACCAAUCAUAAAACUAAAGCCAGCACUGCGACCACAGUCAAACCAGGCAGCUACGAAUCCAGUUCUUUUGGUGAUGAUGAAAAAUUCAGUGUGAUCUCCAAGUAA
This is a messenger RNA of Puccinia graminis f. sp. tritici CRL 75-36-700-3, 210 nucleotides long. RefSeq lists its product as uncharacterized. Bases 1 to 210 code for a protein of 69 amino acids. Gene Ontology annotation, molecular function: nucleic acid binding; zinc ion binding. The transcript has 2 exons. NCBI's taxonomy places the organism in Eukaryota, Fungi, Basidiomycota, Pucciniomycetes, Pucciniales, Pucciniaceae. The record is from RefSeq and is a predicted model, not a curated record.